Tetrahymena thermophila SB210 is the source of this 312-nucleotide messenger RNA. Its product is annotated as elongin C, putative. NCBI's taxonomy places the organism in Eukaryota, Ciliophora, Oligohymenophorea, Hymenostomatida, Tetrahymenidae. Gene Ontology annotation, biological process: ubiquitin-dependent protein catabolic process. The transcript has a single exon. The record is from RefSeq and is a predicted model, not a curated record.
AUGGAUUAUAGCAACGUAGAGUAUAUUAAAAUUUAAGCGAAUGAUGAAAAUCAAUACUUCUUAUCUAAAGAUGUUGCCAACCUCUGCGGAUAGUUUAGAGAGUUUAUUAGUAUAUAAUUAAACAAUCCUAAUAGGGGAGAAUAUAUCACAAUUACACUCAAUAUGGCUGGACCAGUCAUUGAAACUAUAAUAUAAUAUUUACAUUACAAGUAUAAAUAUUUAAGCGCAGAUGUUAAAACAAUACCAAAAUUUGAUAUACAACCUAGCCUUGCAUUACAAGUGCUAAAUGCUUCAAUAGAGCUGAAUAUUUGA